AUGUGUCUAAAGCGAGAGCUCACCCCCCGACUGCCUGCGCAGCCGUUUUUCGAUCAGAUCGAUCCGAAAGCAACCGUGACAGAUGCUUGUGCUUCCUUCGCUGCUCUCGACGCCUUCAACGACAAAAUCUCCUCCCCCAUCCGAUCUGUCACCCAUGACACAGACUUCUUUUCUUAUUACCGUUUGAAUCUGUUUAACAAGCAAUGCCCAUUCUGGUCUGAUGAUGCGGGAAUGUGCGGCAAUAUUGCUUGCUCCGUUAAUACUUUGGAUUCAGAAGACGAUAUUCCCCCAAUCUGGCGGGUGGAGGAGCUGAGCAAACUGGAAGGCCCCAAGGCGGGACAUCCGGCGAAGGAGCUCCGGCAGGAACGGCCAAAGGAGAAGCCACUCCAGGGUAUGCUGGGUGAGGACGUGGGGGAGUCCUGUGUUUUCGAGUAUGAUGACGAGUGUGAUGAACGAGACUACUGUGUCCCUGAAGACGAGGGCGCGACGGCGAAAGGGGAUUAUGUUAGUUUACUAGAUAAUCCAGAGAGAUUUACGGGUUACGGGGGAGAAGGGGCCAGGCAUGUCUGGGAUGCGAUAUAUCGGGAGAAUUGCUUCCUGAAACCACUUCCCACUUCUCAACAAAAAUCACCCCUCAAGUUUCCGCUUGGUAAUUUUCAGGCUGUGAAGGAUUUCAAAAAGGUUGUGGACAAGCAUGAACGAGACCAAGUAGUCAUGGCUGCAUCGCGGAAUGAGGGCUAUCCGUUGGAUGAUGAAUGCGUAGAGAAGCGUGUCUUCCACAGAAUCAUCAGCGGCAUGCAUGCCUCCAUCUCCACUCAUUUAUGCUGGGACUACUUCAACCAAAAGACUGGGCAGUGGUUCCCCAAUGUACAAUGCUACAAAGAACGUCUCCACGACCACCCAGAACGCAUCUCAAAUCUUUACUUCAACUUCGCAGUCCUUGUUCGCGCUGUGUCCAAGAUCCAAAAGCACCUACAAUCGUACUCCUUCUGUACCAGCGAUCCGCCACAGGAUAUCGAUACGAGGCAGAAAGUCUUGUCACUCGUCGACACUAUUUCAUCACAGCCGAAAAUCUUCGACGAGACCAUCAUGUUCCGCGAUGAAGCUGCUAACGGCCUCAAGGAGGAUUUCCGCAACCGCUUUCGCAACGUCAGUCGGCUCAUGGACUGUAUUGGGUGUGACAAAUGUCGGUUAUGGGGUAAGCUGCAGACAGCCGGGUACGGCGCGGCCCUCAAGAUCUUGUUCGAAUUCGACGAGACGAAGAACGGCGAAAACCCCCCACUACGGCGGACGGAGUUGGUGGCUCUCAUCAAUACCCUCGGACGGGUAUCGCAUAGUAUCACUGCUGUGCAGAACUUUGAGCAAGCGAUAUUGUCUGGAACGGAGGAUAGUCUGCCCGUCCAUACAACUCUUCCGAUAGCUUCUCCACUCUCCCAUGUGAAGCCUGAAUCUCCUAAAGGUAGAGGCCAGGAUAAAGAGAAGGUAAACCCUUCGCGAAAAGAUCAGAACGAUGAGCGCAAGACUCUUUCGGUAGAAGAUCUAGAAGACGAUGAUGGCGAGUGGACACAAACGACAACUUCUAAACCCGACCCCACAAUCGAAAAGCAGGAACAGGGAAUCAUGGAUGUUUUCUGGGAAGAAUUCGAUGUGGUAUGGCGGGCGUAUUUGUAUGUGCUUAAUCGUUGGAUUAAGUUUCCCGUUAUAGCCCAACGUGACAUUUCUAACGUGAGACACAGAUGGAGAAUCUUCCUUCUGGAGCUUAGCCGGCUGUGGAAUUUCUGGCUUGGAGUCGCGGUCCCGCCGCGGUCUUGGGAAAUUCGCAUUCCCAAUCGCGACGAACUUUAA
Histoplasma mississippiense is the source of this 1845-nucleotide messenger RNA. RefSeq lists its product as hypothetical. Gene Ontology annotation, cellular component: endoplasmic reticulum membrane; endoplasmic reticulum. Gene Ontology annotation, molecular function: thiol oxidase activity; FAD binding; protein-disulfide reductase activity. NCBI's taxonomy places the organism in Eukaryota, Fungi, Ascomycota, Eurotiomycetes, Onygenales, Ajellomycetaceae. The record is from RefSeq and is a predicted model, not a curated record. Gene Ontology annotation, biological process: protein folding in endoplasmic reticulum. The transcript is spliced from 3 exons. Bases 1 to 1845 code for a protein of 614 amino acids.